Messenger RNA from Phytophthora nicotianae INRA-310, 609 nucleotides. RefSeq lists its product as hypothetical. Bases 1 to 609 code for a protein of 202 amino acids. The record is from RefSeq and is a predicted model, not a curated record. NCBI's taxonomy places the organism in Eukaryota, Oomycota, Peronosporomycetes, Peronosporales, Peronosporaceae. The transcript has 3 exons.
AUGAGGGACGAUGACUUGAAGCGAGCAUUCCAGACUCUGUGCGUGGACUAUGAGGAACUGCUGGACGAGGCGGCGCAGGCCACGCAGCCUGCAGAUGAGCGUGUCGGUCUUGCGCUUUUCAAGAUUGACGAGGCCUGUGCGGCAGCCGACGGACUGAGGCAGGAUGCGGAGCAGAUCCAGGAGCAGCUGCUGAGCGAGCUCCUAAACAAUUGCCACGAGCUUGAGGACAUUUUCUUGCGCGUGAAUCUCAUCGAGCGCUUCGUGGGACGGAUGCUGCAGACCACGCGGGAGCUCGAGAAACGCAUGGAAAGCGUCAGUCGUGCCGCUGGCCCGGUGUUCAACUCGAGUACUAGCGUCACUAGUUUGUUGCGGUCCUUCUCCAUGAAGCGCGGUGCGUCCGAGGCACCUUUGACCGACGGCAAGUGGAGCCCUGUGGCAUUCGAUUUUAACACAAAGGAGCUCAUGGAGAGGCUGGAGAAGAGCGACGCGCGGGAGCUUGGCGUCUCCAUUUCAUCCUCGUCCGCAACAGAGACAGCAGCGGAAACAGGAGAGCAGCCGCCUCCAGCAGACACAGGCAGUGACGCUGAAGCCGAGUCUGACUCAGACUAA